UACAGGUUGGGACUGUCUGUACAACUACGAAUAUUUACUUUUUGGAGCGGGAAUAUCUUAGAAUGGGCUCCGAAAAGCUUUACGAGGCGACUUACGGGCGUGACAAGCGAAGCCACACCGGGCUGGCGAUAGUCGGAUCUCUGAUCGUGGCUGCUACAGCCGUGAUUGUGAGCUUCGUCACCAUGUUCGUACUGGUGAGGCAGGGGGUUGACCUCAGUAAAAUGGAAGCCCAGCUGUCGCACCUGAAGGAAAUGGAAGCCCAGCUGUCGCACCUGAAGGAAAUGGAAGCCCAGCUGUCGCACCUGAAGGAAAUGGAAGCCCAGCUGGCGCACCUGAAGGAAAUGGAAGCCCAGCUGGAAACAGACACACACCUGAAGGAAAUGGAAGCCCAGCUGUCGCACCUGAAGGAAAUGGAAGCCCAGCUGGCGCACCUAAAGGAAAUGGAUGCUCAACUGAAAGCCCAGAUGCAGAAGAUAGAACAAUGGAAGGAACACCUUGACGUGCAGGUCAGUCAACUGGGCCCCGGCGGUCGUGAGGAUGAACCGGUACGUGACAAAAGCGCCACCUUUCUGUACGGAGCUGAAGUGCAUCACCGGGCUAAGAGAUCUGUGUUUAACGCCGGAAGUUUUGCGAAUAAGAUCACACUGCCCACGACUCUAGGGGGCAUCCGACUGGUUGGUGGAUACUGGGCCCAUGAGGGAACGGUGGAAGUGUUCCACAACGGACAAUGGGGGACCGUCUGUGACGAUACAUGGCAACAAGCGGACGGCGAUGUGGUUUGCAAUCAGCUGGGGUUCCCUGGUGCUGAGAGGGUAACAACUGAAGCCUCCUUCGGGCAGGGGACCGGGCCGAUCUGGCUGGAUGACGUCGAGUGUGGCGGGAAUGAGACAAGUCUACAAAACUGCAGUCACGGUGGAUGGGGAAGUCAUAACUGCGGACAUAAUGAAGAUGCCGGAGUCGUCUGUAACCGAGACGUCCGGAAAGUCGGCGGAUCAGAGGACCAUGACGGCAGGGUGGAAGUUUACUACAGCGGACAAUGGGGAACGAUAUGUGAUGACGAGUGGAGCCUCAGUGACGCCGAGGUGGUUUGCCGGCAGCUGGAUUUCCCUGGUGCUCAGCAGGUAACAACUGAAGCCUCCUUCGGGCAGGGCACUGGACCCAUCUGGAUGGAUGAUGUAGACUGUGCCGGGAGUGAAUCACGUCUGCUAAACUGCAGCCACAGGGGAUGGGGCACACACGACUGUGCACAUUCUGAAGAUGCUGGAGUUCUGUGCAACAUUCGUGCCCGCCUGGUUGGUGGUUCUGGUGACCACGAGGGAAGGGUGGAGGUUUUCCACAACGGAGAAUGGGGAACGAUUUGCGAUCGAUAUUAUAGGAGUCGGUUCAAACAGGCCAACGCUGAGGUGGUGUGCCGGCAGCUGGGGUUCGCCAGUGCCAAGUAUGUACGGUCUCGGGCCUACUUCGGGCAGGGGCACGGACGGAUCUGGUUGAGUAAUGUAGCCUGCAGCGGAAAUGAGUCAAGUGUACACAGCUGCAGCCAUGGUGGAUGGGGUCCCUCUUGCAGCCAUUAUUACGACUUUGGAGUUGUCUGUACCAAUAUCCGCCUGGUUGGUGGUUCCGACGAACACGAGGGCAGGGUGGAAGUUUACUACGAUAGGAAGUGGGGCUCUGUUUGUGACGAUGGAUUCGGUCUCAGUGACGCCGAUGUGGUGUGUCGCCAGCUGGGCUUCCCUGGUGCUGAAGCAGCGCCGUGUUGCGCCUCCUUCGGGCAGGGGACUGGGCCGAUCUGGCUGGAUGAUGUCGAGUGUAGCGGGAAUGAGACAAGUCUGCUAAACUGCAGUCACGGUGGAUGGGGAAGCCAUAACUGUGAGCAUGAAGAGGAUGCUGGAGUUGUCUGUGACACUACACGUGCCCGCCUGGUUGGAGGGUCCGGGGAACACGAGGGAAGAGUGGAGGUUUUCCACGACGGACAGUGGGGGACAAUUUGCGGUUGGUGUUGGGAGCGACGUAUGGCAGAUGUGGUGUGCCGUCAGCUUGGGUUCCUUGGUGCUCAGCAGGCAACACAUGAUGCCUCCUUUGGCGAAGGGACCGGACCGGCAUGGUGGAUCGAUUACUACUGGCAAUGUAGUAGGCGUGAGUCACAUCUUCAAGCCUGUGGGGACUGGAGAUUGGCCAACGGACGGUGCGGAAAUGCUGGAGUUGUCUGUUUUACCGGACAAACACAAAGACCAACAACAUUGCUCACAACUACAGACGAGGCACGGACAACUCAACAAGAUUUCUGGACAGUCCAAGAGGACCCCGUAUUGCCAGGGGAUGAUGACUGCGCAGCAUAUCAUGCGUCAGGACAGACCACCAGCGGAGUUUACACCCUCGACUUGUCCUCCACCAGUGUAGAGGCAUAUUGUGACAUGGAGAGUGAAGGGGGCGGAUGGACCGUGAUCCAACUGAGGCAGGACGGGUCGGUUCUCUUUAACCGGACCUGGGAGGAGUACAAACAUGGCUUUGGGAACAAGAACGGGGAAUACUGGCUUGGGAACGAGAACAUCCACCUCCUGACCAAGAGGAGGAACUACAAGCUAAGGAUAGACAUGGAAGAUUUUAGUGGGGACAGCAGAUAUGCAGAAUACAGUUCCUUCGGACUGUCCAGCGAGGCGAGCGGUUACAAGCUGCACCUGCCCAGUUCGGGUUAUACUGGGAAUGCCAGGGACUCCAUGAGUGGCGACGACGGACAGAAGUUCUCCACUGUGGACAGGGACAAUGAUGCCGACAGAUGGAGCCACUGUUCUCAGCGUUACGGCCAGGGCGGCUGGUGGUAUAGCUGGUGCGGUUACUCCCGCCUCAACGGGCGCUAUCUAGGCAACUGUGGGAACUCCUGUCAAUGGGGGCAAGGUGUGCUGUGGUACGGCUGGAGAGGCUCUUAUUAUUCCCUGAAGUCUGUGUCCAUGAAAAUCAGGCCAUGAUCAUUACCUGUCCUUACCGAAUCGGAUUAACAUCCAGGUAUGAACAGAAUAACCAUCUUACUUGGACCGUGAUGUUUUAAACAGCUGAGUAGUUUUUAAUAGAUAAAAAUUCAAUCAUCCAAAACAACAGUUUGGGCCCAAAUUACAGACGUUAAAUUCUCAAAAUAAAUUGCUGAAAUCUACAGUUCAAAUUUAGUCAACAGGACGGGAUGUUAUAGAUAAAAUAAACGUAAAUUGUUGAAGACCAUUGUAAUUCUUUUGCACAAAGGAAUUGUGGAUUUGUAUAAUCUACAUCCAAUUUAAGUAUUCACGACUAACGAUACAUAUAUAAUAUACUUGUCAUGUAGUAAACCGGGUUUAUGUGUGUUAUACUUACACGAACAAAUAUCUGACACAAGUAGUGACUGACUUCAACGAGACAGUUACUGGCUAAGGAGGGUGCCUGUAAUAUCGUUAUCCAAAAUUAUUAGUUUUUAUUACAUAACCUUUCGUCUGAUAUGCUGGUAUAAAAUGUGAUAUAAAUAAAAUCAUUAAUCAAGGUUGAAUUGCUAUAGUACCGCAUGUGCAUCAUAUGUUACAGUAUACAAAGAUCUUGUUACAGAUAGAUACGGAUAUAGAUAGAUACAGAUAUAGAUAUAUAGAUAGAUAGAUAGAUAGAUAGAU
This is a messenger RNA of Branchiostoma belcheri (Belcher's lancelet), 3626 nucleotides long. RefSeq names its product deleted in malignant brain tumors 1 protein-like. Lineage: Eukaryota; Metazoa; Chordata; Leptocardii; Amphioxiformes; Branchiostomatidae. The record is from RefSeq and is a predicted model, not a curated record. Gene Ontology annotation, cellular component: membrane. Bases 63 to 2963 code for a protein of 966 amino acids. The transcript is spliced from 13 exons.